AGUGUGUCCUGAACACACACACACACACACACACACACACACACACACUACAGUUGUAGCAACAGCCCUGGUUGACAGCUUGCGCUCGCGCGAGUCCCGCGCUGCAUUUUUUAUUUUUUGGCGUUCACCAUGGACAAAGACAUUUUGUUUUACCGACAACUUCCAAAAGUGGAGCUUCACGCGCACCUGAACGGCUCCGUGAGCACCGAGACCAUCAAGAAGCUGAUCCAGAGAAAACCGCAGCUCAGCAUCGAACACAACAUGACCGCGAUCAGCAAUGACCAGACGAGGACGCUAGAGGAGUGUUUUCAGGUGUUCAAGGUGAUUCAUCAGUUAGUGGACACGGAGGAGGACAUCCUGAUGGUGGCGGCGGACGUGAUCAAAGAGUUUGCGGCUGAUGGUGUGAAAUAUUUGGAGCUGAGAAGCACACCGAGAGAGGAGAAGAGAACUGGGUUGACGAAGAAGAAGUACAUUGAUACCGUCAUUAAAGCCAUCCAGCUGUGUAAAGAGGAAGGAGUGGACAUUGAUGUCAGGUUCCUGGUGUCAAUCGACCGCAGGAAUGGAGCAGAGGUUGCCAUGGAAACGGUUAAGUUGGCUGAAGAAUUCAUGUUGUCAUCUGAUGGCUUGGUUGUCGGACUGGAUCUAAGUGGUGACCCAACUGUGGGACACGGCAAAGACUUGCUGCCUGCGCUCCAGAGAGCCAAAAACAGCAACUUGAAACUGUCCCUGCACCUGUCAGAAGUGCCUUCACAGCUGGAGGAGUCCGACCUGCUUCUGGACCUUCCCCCGGACAGGAUCGGUCACGGAACCUUCCUCCAUCCAGAAGUGGGAGGAUCUCAGGGUGUUGUAGACAAAGUCACGAGUCAUCAAAUACCUCUGGAACUCUGCCUGACCUCAAACGUCAAAGCGAGAAACGUCCCCAACUACUCAGAGCACCACUUCAAGUACUGGUACGAGCUGGGACAUCCCACCGUGAUCUGCACGGAUGAUAAAGGAGUCUUCAGCACAGACCUGUCUCAGGAAUACCAGAUCGCGGCGUCGACCUUUAACCUCAGUCAUGAAGACGUCUGGAGCCUGUCUGAGCAGGCCAUCGACUGUGUCUUCGCACCAGAGACUGUGAAGCAGCAGCUGAGACUCAAGUGGAGCCAUCUCAAAGCUCAGGUGCUGAAGUGACGGCGGCGCACGCCCAGGUCACCCGUAAUCCUCAGGUUCUUAGCUUCCCUGUUUUUACUAGUUUGUAGGCUUUGUUUUAUGGACGCUGGAAAUAAAUGAUUUGUUUGGCAGAAGGGGGUCAUCGGUAACUCGAAAACAAAAGUCUUGUCAACUUUGCUCCCACUAAUGCUUCUUUCCUAACUUCCCGUGCGGUUUGUUCUUCUUGAACUUUCCGUGCUGCAUUUCCUUCUUCAUCUUCCCGUGACGCAGCCCGCCGUUACUGGUCGCGACGUUCCCUCCGUCCAAUUUCCUCUUCUUGUCGCUGAGGACGACACGCAUUGUGAGCGCUGUUGCAACAACCAGGCAAAACUGUUUCUGAAAAUCUCUGCACCUCUUUAUGCUGACAACAGCAGUGUUGCCGGCAUUCUUCAGCACCUGCUCCCACUCGUCGUCGUCGCCCCGGAUCUUGUACCUGAAGUGAGAGGAGAAGUUACAGCUCCAACAUUCUGUUGCUGCUGAUGUCCCA
Synchiropus splendidus (mandarinfish) is the source of this 1678-nucleotide messenger RNA. RefSeq names its product adenosine deaminase-like (gene mapda). Lineage: Eukaryota; Metazoa; Chordata; Actinopteri; Syngnathiformes; Callionymidae. Gene Ontology annotation, molecular function: adenosine deaminase activity. Gene Ontology annotation, biological process: adenosine catabolic process; inosine biosynthetic process. The coding region runs from base 130 to 1173 and encodes 347 amino acids. The record is from RefSeq and is a predicted model, not a curated record. The transcript has 10 exons.